Molecule: messenger RNA, 798 nt
Organism: Necator americanus (New World hookworm)
Lineage: Eukaryota; Metazoa; Nematoda; Chromadorea; Rhabditida; Ancylostomatidae
Exons: 7
Coding region: 1-798 (265 amino acids)
Molecular function (GO): serine hydrolase activity
Source: RefSeq, a predicted model, not a curated record
AUGAGUGUCGAAGAUAAUUCGAAAAUUUCUGAAGAUACAACGGAAAUCGAUGGUUUGAAGAUUGGUUACUGCAAAUAUGGUGAUGGACCAAAAUAUGUACUUUGUAUAUGUGGAGCCGUCGGAUGUUACAAAAAGGACUGGCCAAGCUCUUUGCUACAGCACUUUGACCCCAAAUUGCUCACUAUUGUAUGCAUUGAUCCACCGGGAUACGGGACCUCAAGACCUCCUGACCGACUUCAAGAAGUGAACAGAUGCAUGAAGGACGCUGCGUUUUGUUUGAAGCUUAUGGAGAAGCUUGAGCUCACCCCGUUCACGGUGAUGGGUUGGUCUGAAGGAUCUCGAACGGCAAUUCAUGUUGCAGGGCAAGGUGGAAAGGAUACGGUGAACAAAAUGAUAUUGCUGGCCGCCGGUUCCAAGGUUAGCAAGCUGGGUGCACUGGCUUUUUCCGGCAUGAAGAAUACCGAUCAUUGGUUGGUGUCUGCACGCGCUCCCUACCUAUCCCAUUACCCGGAGGAUUUCCUGCGCAAGCAAUGGGCUGAUCUAUGUGACGUCGUGCAACAGGUCUACGAUUACUGUGGCGGACGUUUCCCAUGCGAUUAUGUGCUGCCGAAGAUCACCGUUCCUUGUCUUAUAAUGAAUGGAGGGCAGGAUCGGUUCUGUGGCGAUGCGAAGGCUUGCUUCCUUUCAGUGCUGAAAAAUGCAAGGUUAGAGGUUCACGCACAAGGCGGGCAUGAUUUCUAUAAGAAGUACCCAAAAUGGUUUACUGAAAACGUGCAGUCGUUCAUCAGAGGAAAUUGA